Molecule: messenger RNA, 5817 nt
Organism: Brenthis ino (lesser marbled fritillary)
Lineage: Eukaryota; Metazoa; Arthropoda; Insecta; Lepidoptera; Nymphalidae
Source: the annotation of a GenBank genome assembly
AUGGUGUCCCGCAAAGUUUUGAAUGCCCAAUGCAUAUUUUGUUGGCUUGGAGAAAGUUUUGAAGAAGAUUUUAGAAUAACGGUUGAAGAAGGAACCGUCUUCUUUAAAUACAGAAAGCAAGAAGAGCCGGUUGAGAGCAAUGACUUGGAGGAAAGCAUAGAUGAUGCUGACUUGAGUCUCGAAGAUGGCUCCGAAACAGAAUCGGAAUUGGAACAAGUCAACCUGAAGUUGAAGUAUUUGGAACUAAAGGCGGAACAAAUAAAAUGCAAACAGCAAUUAUUAUCACUGAAAAAAGCUGGGAAGAAACCUGUGCAAAAGCCCUUAAGCAACAUGUGCAUACUCCCUGAUGGCAGGAUCGUCGUCAAAAACGAUAAUGAACGGCUGAGUGACAAUGCGUUCGGUUCGGCUGCUGGUGACUCGAUCACAAUGACAUGCUCCUGUGACCGAGCCUGGAUAGAACCCACUACCUCAAGUACGGCUACGCCCACCGGAAAUAAAGAUAAGGUCAGAUACACUGAGAGGUAUUCAGUGAGUACUGUAACUAAAUCAAUAGAUAGACAAACAGAAGUAACCAAAUCAGUUGUAGAUAUAACUAAAAUAAGUGAAACGAAACGUUCUGAUGAUAGCGAUAGUAAUGACGAAUUGGAUGAAACUAAUAGACUUAUUCAGUUAAGAAAUGUAGAUUACUUAGAUAUAGUCGAGGAACGUCUUAAAGUUGUAAUUGCUUUAUCUGGUUACCCGAAAACUAAAAUGCGUUUGAAGCAAAUGGAAUUGUUUCAAAAAUGUCUAAAUGAUAUUAUUGAUAUGCAAGCGAAAAGCGGACUUUUAAAGAAAACACCAUCGUUUUUGGACUAUUAUCUUAAUAGGGGUGCUAUUGUGUGUAUAUGUAAGGAUGUGGACAGUCGCGAUUGGAUGGUUAGAGUUUAUCCAGGAUUGCAAGAGCGUAUGUGUUGUGAUUUGAUUUUGCUAAAAGCGAAAGUAAAGAGAUUGUGUCUGGCUAUGAUCAAAAUCCCCAAAUCAUGUUGGCCAGCCACCGUUCAAGAUGCGUUCAAACUCCUGCAAUAUUUCAAUCCUACUUUAAAAACUCACUUGUGGAAAGUAUACGCGCAAAAAUCGAUCGAUGAUGUAGAGUGUACGUCGUUUAUAAUAGAUCGGGUUUCCGGUGAAAUUAUUCGUGGGCCUAAUUUCAAAAAUGUCAUAGAUUAUAAACUAAUGGAGUUUGAGAUUAAUGGUUAUACUGAAAUUUAUUAUGAUUGCUACCUUUCGGAUAUGACGGAGGAUUUGUCUAGCGUAGCGUCGAGGGUAAAGUUGUUAGAUGAACUUAAAAGUAAUGAAAAUACACAAAGAAACAAAUCGGAUAACGAAAGCGUUGAUACUGUUGAAACGUAUAAACAUAUAAAAGAUGUAGAUUAUGAUGUGCCAGAUAAAAGUGAAGAAACUUUUCAAAUUGAGGAAGUAAAUAAUGAAAAUACAGUUGAAAAAGUCCUAGAUGUAACAGUAACGAAAAGUGGUGAUAUGGAAAACGUGCAAGAUAAUGUAAAUAAUGAUGUAUCUAUAAAUAUUGAAUUGGAUAAAUUGGAAACUGAUGAGGUCGAAAUAAAUGAAACUGGCACAUCUGGUAUCGCUUAUUCAGAGCAAUCUGAGAUCAUUGCAGAGAGUAAUGAUAUAAUUGUUGGUAGAAAUAGUAACUUGAAUAUCGAUAGUAGUAGAGGCAUGGCGUACCACAGACGUACGAAUUACUUGCAUGUUGAAAAUGAACUGAAAAUUGCCGUAGUUUUAGAAGGUUAUCCGCAAGAGAAGUUGGAGGGUUCCCACAUAAGGCGGUUUAGACAUUUAUUCAAGGAUACUCUCCAUAAAGACAUGAAAGUGCAACGUUUCCCAAACUUGAUCAUUCCGAAAUUCCAAGAUGUGUAUCUGUCUAAUGGCGCUGUGAUUUACAUUUGUGAUAGUUUAGAAACUAAGGAUUAUUUAACUGAGCUGUUGCCAAAAUUCAUUAAUUCUACCGGAUUAAAAUUGACAUUUAGAAAUGUUAAUGAUUUAGUCAGAUACACGAGAGUGGUCAUGAGGGUGCCAAAAGAAAUUGCCCACUUACAGUCUCAUGAUAUUUUGAUCUAUUUUCAAGAUAGAUAUCCCAAUAUAAAAUUAGAUUGCUGGAAAUUCUAUUCAGAUGUUGCCGGGAAACAGAAAAGGCAAUUUGGCGUUGAUCCAGAAUCCUUACAAGCACUUAAAAGUGAUGAUUUUGAUGCUACAUAUGCAGGAGAAAAGAUUGAUUUUCGAAUUAUUGAUAGAAAGAAAAAUGUCAGUGGCAAUGAAACUUUCACAAAUAAUGUAGAUGACGAUAUAGAAUUUAAACAAAUUAAGGAGAAACUGCUUAAGUGUAUGUACAGUCCAAUAGAUCCAGAUAUAAUGAAUGUACCUUUGACUCGUAUAAGAGCUAAUCAUUACUCAGAUUUAGUUGAUGACGAUCUGAAAUUGUAUGUCGGUCCCAUCAAUUAUCCCGAAACUCGUAUCGAUGAAAUACAAUUCAAUUCUAUAAAGGAAUAUCUCGAAAGUAUCGUUUUUGAAACUUUUAGCGAUGAUCUUGAUUCCAUUCCAAUCAUUCACGAUAUGUAUUUAUUCGAUGGGGUCAUUUUUAUUAUCUGUCGCAAUAUGAAAUCACGUGUCUGGAUUGAGAAGAACAUAGAUAGUGUCAAUUUUAAUUUAAAGAUUCAACUGAAAGCUACCGAAUUUCGCGGGGCAGUUGGCAUUGUUACUAUGAUAGCAAAAACUAAUAAAACCACUGAAGAAGUUAUUAAUAUCUUGCAAAAUCAAAAUCCAAGGCUAAGAACUAAGUUUUGGAGGAAGAUCAGUAAAGUGCAAACUCGAUCUAAGUUAGAUGUUGUAUUGCAAAUAGACAAAUUGUCGGCACAAGUAAUAACUGAUAAACGUUUCGAUAGUAUUGUAGACGGGCAUAUAGUUGAAUUCAAAUUAGGUCACUUGCAAUCACUGCUCAAACCGAAACUAAAUUUGGAUGAUUUAAAUUCACCUGCGAAGAACAAGAAUGUUGCCAAAAAUAUAGAUAGUAAAUCGGUGCUAACUGAGAAGGUUGUAUUUAAUAACAAAAUUGAGAAAGAGAAAAAUAAGCCCAAUACGGUAUAUGAUAAAGAAAAUGAUGAAAAUUGUUCCAAAGUUCAUGAAUUGAAGCUUAAUAGUGGCGAAAGUAAGACAUUUCUAUAUACAAUCGAGAAUAAAUCAGAUAAAAGCUCUUUAAAAAGUCUUGUUAGCAGCGAUAAUAUAGAUGACUGUUGCAAAGUGGUCAUGAAAGUGCCUACGAAUAUUUUGCCAGAUUUUAAUGAUGGUCUAGAAAUUAUUUUAGAUUUGCUAGAAGAUAAAAAUCCAGGCUUAAAUACAGAAUUGUGGAAGUCGCUUCCCGCGCUCCAGCGUCACAUUUGCCUCACGUGCGGGUCGCCAGCAGACUCGUACUGCGGUAGAUGUGGUGUUGCUCCAUACUGCAGUCAGAAAUGUCAGCAGCAGGACUGGCAGAAGCGUCAUCGUGCUGUUUGUCAUAAUCUGUCACGUGGAAGUGGAAAGAAUGGUCCAGAGCUGGUGCGCGCCAAAGACCCUAAACCUGUUGAGCAAUCGCCCCCGGUACCGCUCAGACAGCCCGCUCCGAUAUGCAACCAGAAUCAAAAAGUGAAACGAGACGAUAAGCGUGAAGACAAUAUGAAUAACUCUGAUCGCCCGAAACGAGACUUCCACCCGCCAAGUCAGAAAGUCAACAGAAAUCCAAAUUUCAAGAGUUAUAACAAUCUGAGACGUCCGAAGGUUGCCAAUGAAAAUCAAAGUGUGCAAGAUGAAGAAGAAAGCUUCGAGACUCCAGAAACCAAUCCUCAGAAACCAGUGCAACCACAAAGCAAACCAGUGAAGCAAGAACCGACUCCACCCAGACCAGUGAUGACUCCACCCAGACCAGUGAUGACUCCACCGGUCAACUUUGAAGCCAAUGUACCAUCAGUUUCAGACACAAAACCUGUCAAAAAUAUAGUUCCUAAGAACUACAUGGUGGAGACUCUGCAAGUGGGUGAUACGGUGUUGCUGUCCGUGGAGGCGGCGGCGGCGUCGUGCCGCGCCGGCGCCGGCCUCGUGUGCCUCGCGCUGCACACCACCAACGCCGCGAUCUACAACGAGCUCUGCUCGGACUACGACGUCAGUUGCAAGGAGGACGGCUAUACAUACGCACCCCGACCAGGCGAGCUGUUCUCCUACUACGACCCGGCAGACGAGGCGUGGUACCGCGCGCGCCGUGUUUCUCCCACGCUGGCAGCCCUCAUCGAUGCUUGCCGUGUCAUCACCUUAUCAUCGUCAGGGUCUGAGGGUCUCGGGGUGGGGAGGUGUGCUCGUAUAUCGAACAAGUAUGCAGAGAUACCCGAGUUCUGCUGCGUGCUGGAAGCUCCGGAUGUUAAGAUCGGAGAUAACCUCCAAUGUACGAUAAUAUCGAAGACUGGUGACAAAUGCAAGGUGUCUGUCGUGAAAGGGGAGGGGGGACCCGUCACUGAGGGCGAGAUAUCAAGAUGGAGGCCCCGUGUUGAUGGGUUGGAUAGUCCUGUCAUACCGGAGGUGGAACGUCCCCCAAUAAAGAACAACAUGAAGGUUUAUCUCGUAGACUGCACUAGUUUGGACCGCGUCAUCCUCCGUCCAUCUGAUAUUGACUCGUGCAAGGAGUUUGAUGCCAUACAAGAGGAUGUGCUGUUGUAUGCUAAGGACGCGAGUCCCCUGAGAGAGCCGCCGCAGAAAGGCGACAUUGUGAUAGCGAAGUUCACAGAUGGACUGUGGUAUAGGGCUCUGUGUAAACGGACCAACAAUGCACAGAACAAAUAUCAGCUCGAGUAUCUGGAGUAUGGCAACAUAGAGAUCAGCACAAGAGAGAACCUGUAUCCGUGUCCCGAGGCGCUUCGCCCCCACGCACGCCCCACUACCGUCCUGCGCGCGUGCUUCGCCGACGCCCCCGCCGCCUCCGCCUCUACCUCCGCCCCCGCCCUCGCCCCGCCCGCCGCGCAGUACGUGCGCACACUGAGCGACGGCCAGGUGGAACUGGUGGUGACCCUCUUGGACGGUUCAUCAUCAGCGCCAAGCGGAGCAGAAGUAAACCUACAGGUGGUGAGGACUAACGAGUCAGUGAAUAAGAAAAUAGUGGCGUUGUCAACUCCCGAAUGGAAGAAGUUGGAGGAGAAAGGUGGAGAUGUCAUCGAAACCCCACGGUUGAUGCUGAACGACAUUAGCUAUAUGGAACUGCCCCGGAACGAGUGUGAUCUAGACGUCUUUAUAGACCUGACAAUGCUGCAGUCAGGGGUAGUCAACGGUCGACCUCGACAGCCUGAUCUGGAGACCAAGUUGGAAGAGCUCACGAAGAGGAUGGAGGAAUAUUGUAACAGCAAUCUGGGUAAAGACCCGUAUUUGCCGAAGCCUGAAGAGUUAUGCAUUGCUUUAUGCCCACCAUACCCGCAAUGGUUCCGAGCGAUGCUGUGCGAGCAGGUAGGUGGCGCGGGCGGUCCGCUGCUGCGCCUCCUCUACCUGGACUACGGCAACCUGGAGACUGUGACCUUCGGCAGCGUGCGCAAGAUGCUGCCCGAGUUCAUGAAGCCUCUGCCUGCGCUCGCGCUAAACGUGGAUAUACGGGGUUUUCCAAAGCACGCUUCGACCGAGUUACUGCUGAAAGCGUGCGCUUUCAUGAAGUGCGACGAGGAGGGUCGAGGGCGCCUGCGCGUGCGCAACUGCCAGCGUAUCGGCCUCGGCAUGUACGAGGCGGACGCGCCGGAGCUGCUCGCCGCUCUGGGAAUU